AUGUCGCCAGUGAUGGACGAGACAGCCGGGGAUCUCCCCGUCAGAGAUGUGGGACUGAUGAGGGGGGGACUGAUGCCAACUGUCCCAGAUACUCUGCGUGAUGUAAAGCCAUGGAAGAAGCAUAAUGUCAUGAAGACAAAAGUAGAUCCUCAGCGCCUGUUUCGGUUUCCCAGAGAGCACCUGGAGGACCUGUGUCUCAGGCUGCAAGAGGAAAACAGUCUGCUGAGACAACACACUCGUACACAGGAGCAGAGGAUACGUAGGAUGUCUGCCAGACUGAUGCGUCUCCGUCAGGCCCGUCCUGGCUCUGGUGCUGUAAAGGAGAGGGAAAUGGAGGACACCAUGCAGGAGCUGGAAGCCCGUGUGGCUAUGCUGGAGAGCCAGAAAGGAGUGCUGCAGAACAAACUGAGCCUGGCUAAGCAGCACAUUAUGGAUAUCGGGGGACGCACGCCAUAUAGGUUCAGUAAAGGUAAAAGUAUGGAAGUGGAGGGCGGAGUCAGGAGGGCGGCCCAAACUGCCCCACCCCGCUACGGCCCAACGUUGGAAGACACCAGGGCAGAGAUGGAGAGAUUCAGGUCCAGUGUGACAGAGCAGGUGAGGGCCACAGAGAUGGAGCUGACAGCCCAGGCACUCAGAGACACACUGAGAGAGAAGGAGAAGGAGAUAGAGGGGACUGUGAGGGAGAUGAGGAAGCAACAGGCUGACAGACACAGAAUAAUUAUUAGAGAGAACGUGGAUCUGAUCCGUCUACAAAAGCAGCUUACAGACAAGAGCACCGCCCUGAGAGUCACCCAGGAGAAGUUCAACAACCUGCAAGAGGCAUAUGAGAAUCAGCUUGAGGAGAGUCAGAGGUCAUUGAGACAAAGCCAGGGAGCUCUGCUGGAGAAAGUGGAGGAGCUGACUGAACAGCUGAAGCAGGAGAAACAGAGAGCACUGGCACUGGAGGGACAGCUUACCUCCUCUUCCCUGUCUCUACAGACCCUGGACAAGCUACAGGAGCAGAUAUCAGACCUGGAAGGAGAGAGGGAUCUCAUAAAAGAAAACUAUAACACUCUACUAGAGAGUACUUUAUCUGUGCAAAGCACCCAUGAUGGUAAGGUGGAACAAUAUAGAGAAGUGAAGCAGAGGAGGGAGGAACAGGGGGAAAACAUCGGCAGGAUGGAAAUCCAGAGACUUGAGGACAUGCUGCAAGCAGAGAGGGCGGAGAGAGGCAGGCUGGAGCUGGAGAAGGAGAAACUGAGACGAGAAAAGGAGCUAUUAGAGGAGAGCAAGGAGCAAGAAAGAGAGUUUUCUGGAAUGAUGAAGGAUAGUCGAGAGCAUCUGGAACAGGAGGUUCUCAGGUACAGAGAGCAGGUUUCUGCUCUGCAGGACAGACUGGACUCUGUCACCAAGGAGUUUGACAUGAGUGUUGAGGAGCUCAGUGAAACUCUCAUACAGAUCAAGGCAUUUAGACUUCAGCAGGAGAGCAGGGCGGGGCUGCAUUUCCUUUGGGCCGAUGGGACGGCGGAGGAUUCACCCCGCGAGUUGGCAAACAUCCAGGUAUCGCAUGCAGAGACUGUGCUGGAAUUACAGAAAACCAGAAACAUUCUUAAGCUGGAGCACCAGAUCAGUAAAGACCUGCAGGAAGAGUUGAACACAGUCAGCCAGAAGAUGGGGAGAGAGAGGGAGGAGAGCAGGAGGAGGAUGGCAGAGAAAGACAAACUUUUAUCAAAAAGAGCUCUUCAGAUCAACGCUUUACAAGCUCAGUUGAAAGAAUUAGCAUACAGCCCCAGGAACUACAAACGGACCAUACCGAUGCAGUACACCUGGCCGGCUGGAGACCAGGAGGUGGUACAGCCUAUAGAGGACGACCUGUCUUUCUCUCAGCUGAGGGCUGGAGAGUCACUGUUGGAGAUCCACCUUAAGGCCGCCACCUUCACCCCAACAGGGCUUCGUACUAUGAGCGGUGUCCCUCAUGAAGACAUUGUGACAUUCUGCACCUACAGCCUCUUGGACUUUGAGGUGCACUCCACUCCUCUGGUGUCAGGCAGCCAACCCAACUACGGCUUCACAUCCCGCUACGCUCUAACAGCCCGAGAUCUGGGCAGGCUGGGAGGUCAGGGGUCAAGGGUCAGAGUGGAGCUCCACCAGGCGUUAGGAGGGGUUAGGUUUGUGACACAUGGAAGUGGGCAGAUGUCUCUCAUGGGUGCCAUGGAAAGAAGAGAUGAGCGCAUUGGUGGAAGUGUGAAAAUCACAGGCUCUGAGGGUGCACUUGUUGGUGUCGUGGAUUUCUGGGUACGCUUGUUUAACCCUGCAGAGCCCAUAGACACUGUGUCAGAGAGAGAAGCUGACUGGAGAACAGCGACACAAAGAAGGCCUGUGCAGAUCACUCUGGGCUGGCAAGAUACUGGUCACGAGGAGUUACAUGACUACGGAGGGGGGAUCCCUAAUGAGUUGGUAGUUAUGCUGGAACGCUGUGUGGGCCUUAAUUCUCGCUGGCCUGGACUUCUUCCUGAUGCCUACCUGACAUACAGGUUCUACGACCUGCCGCCUCACGUCUCUCAAACUGUGCAGUCCACUGCUGACCCAGUGUUCAACGAUACCACCAGCUACCCACUAGCAGUCACAGCUGACGUGUUGCACUACCUGAGGUCCAGCAGUUUGUGGGUAUAUGUGUUUGAUGACAGUGAUGACCAGAUACCGCCACCCUAUCUGGCCAAGACCCCCAUUCCACUGAGAGCCCUGGCUACAGGCAGGGAGAUCAGAGGUGACUAUGUCCUGAGGGAUCCAGCUGGUGGACCUCGGGGCCUGGUCAGGGUCUUGAUAAAAUGGAGGUACCCCUUCCAACCGUCGGUGGAUGCUGCGCUGGGUGGACAGGGAAGACAGGACAGAGAAAUGGAAAGCAGUGAGAGGGAGCAGAGGAGGAGAGAGGAAGCAUCACGGAAGCCCAUUGCUAAGCCCAGAGUGAAGACUCGCCUACUUGAGCCAAGAGAAACCAAAGCUGUGCAGAAAGAGACUAAACCUUUGUCUCGGCCUCCGCCUGUCAAACAGAAAGGCUCACAGAACAAACAACCCAUCCCUGUGAAACCGCUUACCACAGACAGGAAGAGAUCCAGCAAGAGAUCGCCUGACCUUUACCAGGGCACGCCCCAUCUGACCCCAGAGCCAAGACUGACCACGCCCUCUCAUUCGCCAACAAGAAAGUCUUUGCCCACCACACCAUCUAGGAGAAGCUCUGCCAGCUCUGCCAGGACUCAGGACCUUCCCUCUAUGGAUCAGGUGUCAAUGGACGAAGAGGAGGAGGAGGAAGAGGAGAGCAGUGAGAGUGCUGCUGCAGGAGACAGUGAAACCUCAGGGUCUUCAGAAUCAAGCUCACAAAGCGACAUCAUCAUCAUCCCACCAAAACGGAAAAUGAGGAAGGGAGACAAACUGAGGGUCGAGAUUCUGUCCCUGUCGUUUGAACCAUCCUCACGUGUGGCGCGUGACAAGUCGGUGCAGCGUGUUUAUGUGGAAUACCGGCUGCUGGGUGUCCCGAUGGAGACGACAGAAACACCCAUGUCCCUCCGCAAACCCACAAAGGGAGAGGAGAUUCAUUACAACUUCACUCGAGUGAUUUAUGUGGAUGGUUCACAGUCAGCUCCACUCAGACAGUACCUUUACACCAUGCUGGAGGGCACUGACCCCAACCAGGGCAGGUUAAAGUUCACAGUAGUCAGUGAGCCGAUGGACGACGAAAAGGAGUGUGUGGAUGUCGGACAUGCUUUUCUGGACCUACAGGAACUGCUCCUCACUGGAAAUGAUGUCAGUGAGCAACAAAUUGACGUCAUGAGUGUGGAUGAAGACAAGGAGGUGAUAGGAAAUCUGAAAGUGUCUCUGGAAGCAGCAAAAGCUCUGACUGGGAUAUAUCAGGAGUUUCACCAGAAAAAGGAGGCCAAGAAAGAAGAUGAGACAGAUGAAGAAGAUGAGGAGGAGGAGGAAGAGGAGGAGAAGGAGAAGGAAGAAGAGGAGCAAGAGGAGAAGCAGAAAAAAGAUCCGAUACCAGUAAUAGAUAAUGAUGAUGAUGACAGUGACUUCUGAAAGCAAUUAGUAUGAAAUUAACAGAAUGUUUGUGUCUUAUUUUG
This is a messenger RNA of Epinephelus fuscoguttatus (brown-marbled grouper), 4100 nucleotides long. RefSeq names its product RPGR interacting protein 1 (gene rpgrip1). The transcript has 30 exons. Bases 1 to 4056 code for a protein of 1351 amino acids. NCBI's taxonomy places the organism in Eukaryota, Metazoa, Chordata, Actinopteri, Perciformes, Serranidae. The record is from RefSeq and is a predicted model, not a curated record. Gene Ontology annotation, biological process: non-motile cilium assembly; retinal rod cell development. Gene Ontology annotation, cellular component: photoreceptor connecting cilium.